Ochlerotatus camptorhynchus is the source of this 3970-nucleotide messenger RNA. It is a transcript of the gene Gbs-70E, whose product is annotated as Glycogen binding subunit 70E. The record is from RefSeq and is a predicted model, not a curated record. Lineage: Eukaryota; Metazoa; Arthropoda; Insecta; Diptera; Culicidae. Gene Ontology annotation, molecular function: glycogen binding; protein phosphatase 1 binding. Gene Ontology annotation, biological process: regulation of glycogen biosynthetic process. The transcript is spliced from 5 exons. Bases 1053 to 2600 code for a protein of 515 amino acids. Gene Ontology annotation, cellular component: protein phosphatase type 1 complex.
UCAGUCUUCGAUAAACAGUCGAAGCAUAUGGACGUACUCUUGUUCAGUUGUCCGCAAAAAAAAUAUAAAGGUUCCUACUACAUCACAAACAAAUGAUAGUACCUAAAGCUUAACUAAGCAGACAGUCAGUAAUUGAAUAUACAGAGUAGGAAUCGCCGUCGCCAAUUUUUGGAUUGGAACCAAUCAGCGAUACAUCAGUUCAAGCUAAACAACCAGUGCCGCACAGCAUCCACCAGUCCGUCCAUCAGCAAUCAUAAUACUAAUAUCAGAUGUGUUAUCAUCAACAAGUGAGAGAAAAAGAGAAUUUCUCCAGAUAAGAGACGCAAUCCAGCAAAGUGAAGAAUAAUGUAAUUUUUUAACAGGGAGAAAGGAAGAGAUUCGGAGAGUGAAGUGAAAUUACGUCUUUUGUUGUAGAAUAUACCUUUUGAAAGCCAAAUUGGUAAUGGCAGUCGUGUAAAUGUUCCGUUGAAGUGUAGUGAAUUCGCCGUGGAAAAUCGGUGUACAAGUCUGUAACUUUGUCCCAAAAUUGCAUGUAUAGUGUGAAGAUCAAGUAGACCAGUGCGAGAAAUUGCGAAAAGCUGAAAGUGUACUGUUCCUAAUGUCUAGAAGAAAGCUAAGCAAAAAGGAAACAUUCUACACAAUCCGCAAGCACAGCUAGCGGCCUUUUGUGAAAUGAAUAGCUUCAAAUAAGAUUACAGCGAAAAGCCGGUGUGUGAACUUUCUAAAAAUACUCGUUUCAAGACAUAAUACAGUCGAGAAAUCGAAAAUUUCCACGCGCAUUUUCUCGAAGUGGACGCCGCCGUCGGAAUUGGUAGUCGUUAAUACUGCAAGGAUCAGGCAGCAAAAAAAAUUGAUCCACCAUACUACGCCAUACGUUGGGCGAAAAAAUAACGACCGUGCUACAAAGCUACCAAUUCGUGGAUAAUUCGCUCCAUUCGACGUGUCAGUGCAAUACCAAUCAACUGAGCCAAGUAGGCGUUGCUUCGUAUUCGGAUUUGAGUGACAAUUCCGCUCGUCCGUACCCCCAUCUGGAAGGGUGUCCAACUUGGUGAAUGCCAGCCUACGCAGAGAUGCUGGUAUCCCAAAGUCCACCGAUCUACAAUCACUCACUCGUGGAUUACAUUUCGAGUCAAACCGGCGACGGGUCACGCUUCGGCUACGGUGGCGUACCUCCGACGACCCGUAGCUACUGUCGACCGGCGUCACUGAAGCUUACUCCACCGCCCUUGCGCCGCCAGCUGACGCCACCUUGCCCGAUCAGCUCUAAGAUGCCGGCGUCACCGAGACGAUCGUGUCUGGUGGUACGACCGGAAGACCUGAGCCCGGAGGAGGAGCACACGAUUGAUCUGCACGGCUCCCUGGACCCCAGUCACGAUAAGCAUCGGAACAAGAAGAAGGUAGUCUUCGCCGAUGAUCAGGGCGGCCAGCUGACGCAGGUGCGCGUCAUGGAGGAAGCGUCCUACAUGCCUCCGAACUGGAGCUUGCAAUUUCUGGCGCAUGUCACGCAGGGUAUGAUCAGUCCCGUGCCCCAGGAGCAGUGGAUGGUGGACUUUAGGCAACCGGCCAGUGCCUACCUGGAGUUCCGCCAGAAGGUAGAGGAGAAGAACGUUUCGCUGGAGAAUGUGAUCAUCAAGGAAACGGAACACCUGAUCGUCGGUACGGUCAAGGUGAAAAACAUCAGCUACAACAAGGAAGUCAUCGUCCGGUCGACCUGUGAUGCCUGGAAAACCCACGAGGACACCUACUGCACGUAUACUGUGGUUGGCAGCGGUUUGGCGUCCGCCUACAUGGUAUACGACACCUUCUCCUUCAAGCUAACUCUUCCUCCUAAGUCCAGACGGAUUGAGUUCUGCGUUUGCUACAAAUGUGAAGCCGGCGAGUUCUGGGAUAAUUAUGAUGGUCGCAACUAUUCGCUCACGAACCGCGUCAUGCCCCGUCAGGACUCCAGCAUAUUCUUCCCCUCGCAUACCUAUAGUAGUAGUAACAGUAAUAAUACUAGUAACAGCAACAACAGCACCUCUCCCAAUAGUACAAACACCACCACCACAACCAUCAAUGAGCAAUGUUCCAGUUUAAGUGCCUAUAGUAGUUCUCAGUAUGUGGACCCAACGGUCGAUCUGGACACGUGGCGUCACAUGCACCCGGAGGCCCAUGAUGGACCAUAUUGUACGGACAACCACUCCCCCCAAGAGGACUACGACUCAGAGACUUCCGACUCCCGAGCAUCGACCCCGGACCUGCAGCUAGCACCCGUUGCUGCUCCAUCGCUGCAGUCCUCCGCCAACAGCCAACAGUCAGCACCCUCCAGACAGUCAGCGGACGUUUUCUCAACGACGGUGACUCGAUCCGAGUCUCUGAAAAUUCCCAGCACCAAAUCCUCCUCCAUCACACCCGCCAUCUCCUCCUCCCCGAUCCGACGUAGCUCGUGCGGUGAUCAGUUUGCCAACCGUCAGCAACAGCUGUACCGCAACCAUACGGUCAGCUACCCGCGCGACACUGGCCGUCGGUACUACGUUCACGAGCGCAAGGACAGCGAGGAUCUACUAGCCAACCUACUCAACCUACGGGACCUCUUGCUGAACCAAAACGUACACGUGUGAUAUACUGUUUUAAUGUGUAGCAGACUAGAGCUCACUUUUAGUAGGCUGGCAAUUGCGUGCGGAUAACAAGCAUCCGUGUAACCAUAGGAACCACGGGUGUUUUUCCUUUGCUACUUUUUUUUCUAUUGUGAAUUUUCGUGCAAGUGUCCGUAACCAGCAGACGCAGGAGGUAUCUGAUAAAUGUUAGGGAUUAGGUCAUACAUACAGCAUAAAACAAACAGUUUUGUCUCGUACUACUCUCAAUGGGGUUCUAUAUAGCAAGCUCUUCGUUUUUAUCUAUCUGUGUAAGUUAUUUUGUGUGUAGCAAUUCUUGUUGAAAUAUUUGUAACAACGGAAAAUCGACAGACCUCUACCCACCGGAGAUCAUUGUUGGAACGGGAAACAAGCAUCCCAAGGGAAUGGGGCAGAAGUAGGAGGUUUUUCGAAUACUACCUGAUGGCCAAUAUCAUGCUGGAACGGUAAUUGUGGAUUGUGCUGAAACCGAAAGCGCAACGCUACCAAUAAUUGUACUAUUUAUUUAUUUCUUUUUUGACACAUCAUACACUAUCGAAGCAAUCGUGGUGGCCGUUUUUCGUUUUAUUUUAUUUUAUUUGCUUUCGGUAAUGUUGGCGGAAACCAUGGUUACUGUGACCAGCAGCCUGGCUUGCAGUUGAGAACAUAACAUAACCUUCGAAUGAACAGAGAUGGGACAGCCAAAAAUGGAGAACGGAAGGAACUAGUAAUUUAAAGCAAAACAAAAGGGAUGAAUCAAAAUCAGAUGAAAAAUAAAACUCAACUAGCAAAUGAAGAAAAAGCAGCAGCAAAAGAAGCAGUAGGAGCAGGGGAGAUGAAAAAAUGGAAACCAAAAGACUGAUUGUGUCCACAAAUUACAUUAAUUUGCAUGCGAGAAAGAGAGAGAGAGAGAGAUUGAUAGAAAGAGAGAGUCAGAGUUUUAACGAAAGAAAGAUUGAUGAAAAUGGAAAAAAAAAAGAUUAUGAACAGGUUCAGGAGUUUACAACAACACAGCGAAAAGUCUCCCAUUAUUUUAUUUUUUUUAUUAUGCAAACGUAAAAAAGAAUGUUAAUUGUCGAAUUAAGGAGAUAAUAAAAUGUAUGAAAACUGCUCAGAGAUGCAAUGGCCAUAUCUAAUUGUAGGACAACAAGAACAAAAGUAGGUGAAUGAGAAAAGGCAAAAAACUUUCUGCUCAGCGAAGGUUUCAAAACAAUCGAACGGUAAUGUGAAAGACUAGUUAAAAUAUGAACUGAUAAAUGUCGAAUGAUGCGAUCCAAUAACACAACCCAACCGGGAUCGCAUUACCAACUACAAACAACUCAUAACCCGUCAACCUGAGAUAUGAAACAUCCAGCAAACUAAAAAGCAGACCUGUGUUU